This is a messenger RNA of Brassica napus (rape), 507 nucleotides long. Its product is annotated as probable cytochrome c oxidase subunit 5C-1. The record is from RefSeq and is a predicted model, not a curated record. Bases 1 to 195 code for a protein of 64 amino acids. Lineage: Eukaryota; Viridiplantae; Streptophyta; Magnoliopsida; Brassicales; Brassicaceae. The transcript has a single exon.
AUGGCAGGACACAGGGUUGCACAUGCCACAUUGAAAGGGCCUAGCGUUGUAAAGGAGUUAAUCAUCGGUAUGGCACUCGGUUUAGCUGCUGGUGGUCUUUGGAAGAUGCACCAUUGGAAUGAACAGAGGAAAACCAGAGCUUUCUAUGACUUGCUUGAGAGAGGUGAGAUCAGUGUUAUUGCCGCCGAAGAGUAAUAAAAGCUGCUCAAAGACUCAUCUUCAUGGAAAAAUUCAAAUUUUUUUUUUUUUUAAGUUUCUGUUUAUAAAUAACUCUGAGAUGAGUUUGGAUUUUUCGAGAAAUAAACAAAUCUUAGAAUGAGAUUUGGUAGAUCAUAAACUGAUUUAAAUGUGAUGGUCGAUUCAGACAAAGCUUUCUUAUUUUGUUUUGUUUUGUUUUGUUUAUUAUGGAACGACUUAUUCAUGGAAGUACUGCACUUGACAAUGUUUCCAACUCCUGAUUGUUAUUAUUUCGAACCAGAAUAAAUAUAGCUUGUGUUGCAUUUGCCA